Pseudophryne corroboree (corroboree frog) is the source of this 12157-nucleotide messenger RNA. It is a transcript of the gene BDP1, whose product is annotated as B double prime 1, subunit of RNA polymerase III transcription initiation factor IIIB. NCBI's taxonomy places the organism in Eukaryota, Metazoa, Chordata, Amphibia, Anura, Myobatrachidae. The record is from RefSeq and is a predicted model, not a curated record. Gene Ontology annotation, biological process: RNA polymerase III preinitiation complex assembly. The transcript is spliced from 44 exons. The coding region runs from base 337 to 7887 and encodes 2516 amino acids. Gene Ontology annotation, molecular function: TFIIIC-class transcription factor complex binding. Gene Ontology annotation, cellular component: transcription factor TFIIIB complex.
AGUACUGUGUAUAAUAAUACGGUUGCGUCUAUGGCUUGCCACAGGUUACUAUUCCAAAUAGUUUGUGACAUGGAUCCAGAGGUUUAUGGGAAAGGUCCUCUCCACUAAAAGAAACUAGACGCUACCAUAAUGAUAAUAAUGCACAUGGAGCUGUCACAUGACGUCACGUCGUGUCGCCCGCAGAUGAUGUCAUACUGAAACUUGUCUACUCUUCGGCCGGUACGUCCCUCCUGGCCUCACGUGACAGGCUGCGGCGUGCUGUGUGCGCUGGGCCCGGGUGUGUGUCACAGCUGCUGCCGGGAUGAGGAAGGGGAGAAGCGGGGACCCGGUUGCACAAUGAUCCGCAGAGCGAGACUCAGCUUCAAGCCGAACGUAAGGCCAGGAAGCCGUGCCCCAGGGUCCGGGGCUGUCGGCGGGGGAGAUGGAGUGGGAGCCCCCCAGCCAGAGCCCGUACAUGUUACGGGGAAGGAUAACGUAAGAGGAGGCCUGGAGGAGAGCGCCACCCAGGGGAGCGCAGAGACACAGCCCCGGGAGAGUGAGGCAGAGCGGCAUGAAAAGACGACCACUGUCAGCAAUGAAAGUCAGCCGAGUGUGGCAACUUCCACACCUCUCCAGAGGAGGAAAAGGAUUUCCACAUUGCCUAACCUGGCCAAGCCAAGGCUUUCUAAUUCUAAACCUGUUGUUGUUGCUCCUCCUCCCAAGCCUCCACAAGUGGAAAUUGGUCCCACAUUACCUGUCAGUAAUGUUCCGUGUCAGACUGAAGUGUCUCCACCUGAGAAGGCCAAAUUACCGAGCCCUCCAAAGUCACAAGCUCCUCCUGCUGCAACUCAAGCGCAGCAUGUGGCCUUACCUGAAAAGAGAACUCCAGUGCCUCAGGUCCCCCAGUUUUCUCCUUAUAAAAAAUCUGUCCUUAAACAUUCUGAAGCGAGUCCUGUUAAACCUGUGGAGUGCACGCCAAGGGACGAGCUGAGUCCUCUUAAAGAAAGACCUUCCCAGAAGUCUAUCAAUGAAGACUUUGUGACAAAUAAGCGAAUUACUUCUAAAAAGACUGUUGGUAAUCUGGAGAAGGAGAGACUUAGACGAUCACAAAAAUUACGAGAAUUGCUUAGGGAUGAAUUGCGGAAAGAACGGAAAAUCUGGAAGGAGAAGCAUCCCAUUAUACCCAUCACAGUGGAGCCAGAGCGAUCCAAGAUGGUUAUGAGAGAUUUCAUACACUUCAUUCCAGCAAAUAACCCCAUGACCUCUUCUCUUGAAGAAACAAAAACUAGUGAAAAGUCUCCUCCUACAGAAUCCCAAGUUACUCAAGGGCCAGUGGGAAAAACAAGUAAUGUGGAUGAAGAGGAUCCUGAUGAAGAAGAAGGUGGCGAAGAUGAUGACAGCCAGUUACUGGCUCCUCGUGUGAAAGUGGCGGAAGAUGGCUCCAUUAUUCUUGAUGAGGAGAGUUUAACAGUAGAAGUAAUUAGAAAUAAAGCUCCAAUAGUUGAAGGCAAUGACCCAAUAUUUGAGCGAGGCUCCACAACAACGUACUCCAGUUUUCGAAAGAGCAAUUACUCAAAGCCAUGGUCUGAUCAAGAAACGGAUAUGUUCUUUUUGGCUAUCAGCAUGGUAGGAACAGACUUCUCAAUGAUCGGCCAACUUUUCCCUCAUAGGGAGAGGAUAGAGAUCAAGAACAAGUUUAAGCGGGAAGAGCGAGCAAACGGUUGGAGGAUAGACAAGGCUUUCAGGGAGAAGAAAUCCUUUGACUUUGAAUUUUUUGCUCAACUGCUUGAAAAGGCCCUUGAAGCAGGGAAGAAAAAGCCGAAAACCCCAAGAACUAAACAGCCACGUGAGAAAAAGGCUAAUAAGUCACGCAAGAAACAGAAAGAUAAAUCUGCAGCAGAACACAAUGAUGGGGAAUCUGCCAGUCUGUCAGAAGGGGAGAGAGCUGAUGCCAGGUCAGCAGAGAAAGAGAACGAGGGAUCCCGCAGUGUAAAAGAGUGCUCGCCUGCACCUGACCCUGUUCCUGGAAAAAAGCGGAGGGCCAGAAAAAAAAAGGGGGACAUUAAUGAGCCAGAAGAAGAAAAUCCGGAGACCCAGGGUGGUGAUUUGCCUCAAAUUCCAAAGAAGAAGGAAUCCCAAAAGAAAAGUAAGAAGCCUGCAGAAAGCAAAGAACGCAAUACUGAACAUGAGUCUACCACAAAUGACAAGAGUCUAGAAGAUGUCAAGACUGAGAAGAAAAGAGGACGUAAGAAAAAAUCUGCCCCCAAAGAAUCUGAAGUGGAAGAGGGGGAAAAUGAUGGUACUGAUAAACUGCAGGAUUCUAGAAAGAACAAAUACAUUGCAAAUGAGAGCUGUGAUGUACCUGAAGAUACAGAGGAUGAUGCAAAUGCGUUCAGCGAAACUGCAGAAGUUGAUCUGUCAUCGGAGUCUGUCACUCUUCCUAUUGAUGAAGACUCCUCACUAGUGCUCUUUACUGAGGAAAGCGAGUGCCACUCGGGGCUUGACGAAUUAUCCAGCAUGCAGGAUAGUCAGAGUCAGGAUCAGCAGCCCGAAGCGCAGAUUGCAGAUGCGACUAAAAAUACUACAUUUGGGGAUUCUGGUUCCAUGGAGGCAAGCCAAGAGCAGACUAGUCCUUCAGCUAUCGAUCGCAAGAGCAACACUUCUGCCAAAGAGUCUAGUGCCGAAGAUGUAGAAGUCGUUGAACAGGAUUUGGAACCUAAAGAUAAGCAGCAGGUACUGCGCGGGCGCUGCAAGCGACCUGUUCCAAACUUGUCCAAAGCGUCUGUGAAGAAGGAAGUAUCCACUGGAAAGCCAGGCGAUAAGGAACGGCAAAUCGGUCCUUGUGAACACUUAGAAGUAGGAGAGAUUGCUGUGGGUGAUGAGAAAACACCAGAGGAAGACGCCAUGACUGUGGACAAGCACACAGAGCCAAGUGUUAAGUCUGAGGAAUCCAUGUCUCCAAAUGCAUAUAAGGAGUCCUCCAAACAGUCUGCACCACGUGUCAGAGGCAGAUUCCAGAGGCCGAAGCCUAAUGUGCAAAUAAAGGCAUCAUCUAAAAGAGAAAAGAUGGAUGAUAAUGAGGACAUCCCUGUAGAAAUAAAGGAGCAGUCUACUGAUGUCUCCAGUGUUAUCUCACAGAGCCACAAGGAGGACAUAGCUGCGUCUGCGGAGCUUGACAAUGAAGAAAUGGAAGUUUCCUCAGUUGAUGAAAGCCACAGACAAGUCUCUUCUGCCCCUGUUCCAGUUCCUUGUCCCAUUCAGAAAGAUUUUGGCUCAGAAGCUCCCCUUGCACAGCCAGUGGGAUCAGAUGCUGCCUCGCUGGACUCUGGAACGUUAGAUGUCAAUAAAGAGAAGCCUCUGCCAGGAAGAGGACGUCUGUUGAGGCCAAAACCAAACUUGACAAAGAUCCCAGCAAAGAUUAAGCCUUGUGUAUCAGAACAGGACAUUCAGCAUGCGUCACAGUCACAAGACACUGCACAGCCUUCAUGUACUGACACCAUAUCGCCUUCACGUGCUGCUGCCAGGGACCAAAAAACAAAAUUUGAGGAAAAGUCUGAGCCACCCUCUUGUUCUCAGGAAGAACGAAGGACAUUCCCUAUAAAGCCCGCAAUUCUUUCACGAAGCCGGUCCCAGAGACCAAACCCCAGUGUACUAAAGCUGUCUGCUGAGAUGGAAAAGUCUGAUGUGGAGUGUGCUGGGGAUCCUUCUGCAAAUGACAGUGACUUGCCCAGCAGCCUACAGAACAAUAUACACUCCGGAAAUCAGGGAACUGGAAUGUCAUUACAUGAGAAUGGAGUGUCCACCUCUGCCCAGGAUUCUUCUCCCUCUAGAGAAGUCUCAUGCUCUGAUCCUUUAUCUUCACUAAAAUUGAUCAAAGAUAAUGAUUCAUUUCCAGGAGUUGGCACCAUGGGUCAGAAGCCACUUACGGAGUCUGUGUCUCAGACUGAAUGUAAGAAAUCUCCCAUUAAACCCAAUCUCUUGACACGAGGACGACUGGGAAGACCAAAGCCCAAUCUUUUGAAGGCCUCUGGUCGGAAAGGAGUAAGUGAAGUUGGAGAAGACAAAAGUAUUAGGGCUGCCUCUGAUGAAAACGCUAAUGAGAAGAUAUCCCUGGACAGCAAUGAGAAGAUAUCCUUGGACAGCAAUGAGAAGAUAUCCCUGGACAGCAAUGAGAAGAUAUCCCUGGACAGCAAUGAGAAGAUAUCCCUGGACAGCAAUGAGAAGAUAUCCCUGGACAGCAAUGAGAAGAUAUCCCUGGACAGCAAUGAGAAGAUAUCCCUGGACAGCAAUGAGAAGAUAUCCCUGGACAGCAAUGAGAAGAUAUCCCUGGACAGCAAUGAGAAGAUAUCCCUGGACAGCAAUGAGAAGAUAUCCCUGGACAGCAAUGAGAAGAUAUCCCUGGACAGCAAUGAGAAGAUAUCCCUGGACAGCAAUGAGAAGAUAUCCCUGGACAGCAAUGAGAAGAUAUCCCUGGACAGCGAUGACGAGUUAUCCAUUUUAGGAAAUUCUGCAGAGCUUGUAAAUGAAGUCCUCUCAGGUGAAAGCGGUGCACAAGAGGAGUCCUGCUUACGGCCAUCAGACUCUGAACACUCUUUAAAAGGAGAUCUGGAGUCAAAAGGCAGUGAUAAACUAACAGAAGAGCUCCAGAAACCAUUGAAACCUGCUGUUCUAACAAGAGGCAGGUUUCAGAGACCAAAGCCAAACCUAUGUCGAGCAGUAACUAAGAGAGAUGCACUGACUUCACCUAAUCUACCAAAGAGUCCACCUAAAGGAGAGACCUGUGUGGAGAAAGUCCUGGAACCUGAUGCAGCUACAACAACAUUGUCAGUGUGCGAGGUGGAAAAAGUUCCCGUGCUUGCAAAGUCUAAUAUUGAAGAGCCCGUGCCUCCAGUCAUUCAGUCCUCCACCACUCUACUAGAGACCCUUCAUUCACAACAUUCCGUGCCUGCCACAGGAAGGGCUGACACCGAGGAGCCUGCUACACCAUCCAAAGAUUACUCUGCACGUGUCAUAAUGAAUAAUGAAAGAAGAGAUUCUGUAGAUGAGAGAGACGCAGAAUCAUCCAAACCAAUUUUAAAAACUGGCAGAUUCCAAAGACCAAAGCCAAAUCUAAGCAGAGCGGCUACACGGAUACGGAUGGCCACCGUCCCGGAGGAAACCAGCACUGGAGAAAAGCUAGGAGCUGGUACAUCAUCCAUAAAUGAGAGUCCUAUCGGCUCACGGGAUGUGGAAAUAUCAGCUGGAGAUGUAGAGAGGGAAUCCUGUGCAGUAGGAUGCCAAUCAGCACAACUUUGUGAAGAAAAUACACUGGGAAGCUUAAAAGAAAACACACAGGCUGUACAACUUGACGAAGUUGCCCAUACUGGAGAGCAAGUGGAAGGGUCUUCUGUAAAACCCGUGCGAGGCAGAUUCCAGAAAGCCAGGCCCAACAUCGGGCGAGCAGCUGUGAGAAGAGAGAUGCCGGCUAUCAAUCAGAGAACUUUGGCUUCGGAACAGGAUGAAGUAAAAUUGGAGGUCAGCGGAAAGGUGGCAGAUCCGCAGCAAAGUGAGGAAGUCACUGACGCCCCUCUCACCAGUCAUGGCACCAGUGAAGCUAGACAGGCUAACGAAAAAAAAUCCACAGCUAUCAAACCAGCACAGCUAAGACGCUUUAAGCAUGUGAAGCCAGUACCAAGCCUUGUAACGCCGAGCAAGAGGCCGAGUCUUUCUGAGAGUAAGAGAAGUGAUGAAGAGACAGCGCCUCAUGUGCCUACAACUAAAGAUCCUGCCAUAGAGGUGCAUGUAUCCUCACCAGCCAAUAAGAGAAAAGCUUCUGAGUGCAAUGAGGACGUGCCCAAGAGAAGUCGCCUGUCUGAUAAGUCCUGUAGACCAUCAUAUUUGUCAGACUCUGAGGUGGACCAUGUUUCAUUGCCCAAUAAACCUGAGAGCAGCUGCCAGUCUGCCGAUGUGCAGGAGCAGAGUAACCCACAACAGUCUAGAUUUGGACGGACGCUAAGAAAGACAUUGUCCACAACACUACCUGUGCUACCCAAACCUUCUGAAAAUUCAUCUCAACGGCCAGAUAAUGGGAAGACCAGACAGAGGGUGAAACCCAACAAAAGCAAAGUGUCAAAACCAUCAUCCAACAAGAGCAAAGGGAAGACCACCCUGGUGAAGCUCAGAGCUACACAGCGGGAAGACGAGGAGGAGGAAGAUGCAGAGUUAGACUUCGAGGAAGAGGAUUAUAAUCUUGCACCUGAUAUGUUAAACCAGGCUCCAGUCUUUGUCCCCUUCAGCCUAAGGUCACCAAAAUAUGUGCCUGCUGAGAUUGAAGAGACUUUAGAAGAGUUUGAAAUACCAGUGGAAGAUGAAGAUGUACUAAGUAAUGCAAGCCUGGAAUCUGGAAACUCUCCUUCUCAAACUUUGGAGCAUGCAGGGACCCAGGCCCCUCCUGCAGACACAGAUCACUGUUAUGGAAGCACUGAAGCCGCAAUGACAUUGAUAUCAAUGGGCAAUUCUGCCUCCCAGUCCAGUAUAGGAGAGUCUCUAAGUUCUGAUCACUGUGCAGAGAAGGAGCUGCCACCAACACCCAGAAGCCAGAAAGACUUGGAGCAGUACAGAAGAUUUGAAUCAUUAUCCUCUUCUAUAACUGAGCAUCUCUCGAACAACAAACAUUCUGUUUGUGCAGCAGAGAACAGUACAUUAAAUGCCAGGUCGGUGGAUGAUCAUCAUGAUCUCCCCAGUUCCGCAGCAGAACAUGGAUCACUCCCCAGACCAGAGACAACACAGUCAGAUGAUCUUAUGAUCAGUCCAGCUUUCCAUUCCUCUGAGGAUUCCUUGCAUGCAUUCAGUGACAAUUUAGUGAUGCCAGUAGAUCAGCGUUACCGCAGCAUGCAGGAGGGGGAACCGCAGCAUGACUUGAUGUCCGAAGUGUCAGAUAGUCUACUUGAUAGCGGUUGUCCGGCAGAAGAAGAAACGUUUAUUUUGACACUAGUAGAAAUUCCAAUUAAUGAGGACUAUGCCUAUUCAUGCGACUCAAAUUCAACAGAUUCUCUGCCAGCUCCUGUGAUCAUCAGCUCUGGCUCUUCUCAAACCCUAACUCAGAAUCAAAGCUCUGGGUACCCUGUGCCCGUGGAAUCUGUAUCCUGUGAGCCUCCUAUGGGUGUUCAGGAGGAAUUAAUGUGCAGCCAGUCUUCUAGGAAGAGAACUGCCAGCGGGUCAAUCGGAGCAGACGGCACAAUCAAAGAGAAGAAAAUUGUACUGUGCGAAAGUGUUCAGCAAGCAGAAGAUAAGAUGAAAGCUGCAGCUGCUGAAACAGAUUGUAACAAGAGAAGCACAUAUGAAGCAUCACCAGCUGAACCUGAGCACACGAUGGAGUUCACUCAGACUGAGGACUUUCCUGUUGGGGGAGAAAAUCUGCCCUGCUGUACAAAGCAAAGUGACAGCGUGCACAUAGACAAGUCUGCAACUGGCAGCACUGAAUUAUUAAACACAAACUUGCCUUCAGCAUGUGCAAAAACAGCAUCAACAUCCAAAGCACCAUUAAAAAGGCCUGGAAGUAAACCUUUGGGAUUUUUACCUUUGGUCUGCAAAGACAAGCAGUCUAAGAAAGCAAAAAAAGAAACCUCUAAGAAGAAAAACUUGGCAAAGCAUAAAAAGAUCCCUACACCAGCUUCUCGGCCCCAGCAACACAGCCAUGUACUAAGCCAAGAAGAUGCCACAAGCAAUACAGUGCCUUCUCAAUGUACCGUCGCUUCUGCUGUCACACCUUCUUCCGAGACUGAAGAGAUCAUCACCCCUGAAUGUCAAGUUUCUGACAAUCAAACCACAGAGUCCCAAGAACCGUCCAAUGACCUUGCUACAGAAGAGGAGGCUGCUCCAGUGUCUGAAUAUUUUUUUAGCGAUAUUUUCAUGGAGAUUGAUGAUUGAUGGCUUCCGACACCAAGUCACCAGAAUAUAUUUUACAGACCAUAUCUUUUUUUAAAUGAAACAUUUUGCAUUGGCACAGCUCUUCUAUAAAGAACGUGAGCACGAUGUGCCUUCUACAACCAAGGAACAAGCGCGCUCUGUGAGGCCCUUGGGAAAACCAAAGCCUCUUUUUAUAACCGUUGUCUACAGUCAGUGGAUGUGAAAUAGCUAUAUUUAUUUAUUUAAUGUUAAUUUAUUGGCUCUUUCCGAGCUGUAGGGUGCUAUGCGUUGCUGUGCAAUGCAUUACAGGAUGCUAGUACUAUUCUUAGGAACUCAUGCUUGUACAAGCAUAAACGGAUGUUGGAUUCCAAUAAAGUCAAAUAGUGUUUUGGUAUGGUUUUUUUUUAUUUUUUAUAUCCUGAUACUUAGAAAACAUGCAGCCUUUUUAUAAAAAUUAUUAGUAACUUUAAAGGUUACCUAAUCUGCAGCUGAAGAGAAUUGAAACAUAACUCUUCUUAGAGGUACAUAAACUGCUAUUAUGUUUUGUUCAGAAUAACCUCCGACUGUAUCAUAUUAUAAUCUAUCUAGAUGUGCAAAAUUAUUUGUUAAAGCAACAUAAUAUCUAUACCCUGGAUAUCCAUUUGCACCACAGUCUCAUCAUCUGAAUGUCUUCAAUAAACAGGCCUUAAUGUGUGUCAUUUAAAAUCUAUUAGGCUGCUUGAGUACUGUAGAUUAUACAGCGAGUUCAAAAAGUCCCUCCGCAGUGAGCGCUGUCUCCGGCUGCAGAUCUCCUUUGCAGCCGUGGAAGCCAGAGAGGAACAGCACUUAAUGUAGAUAAGUACGUAACAAAUUAUCUUUUAUUUCAUGUAAAUAAAGUCUUUAAAAACAAUUAUGUUGUCAUAUUCCUUAGUACGCAUAGUCUGCGGGGUGAUCUGCUAAGCACACAGUCACUGCGGAGGAUCUUUUUAAACUCCCUGUAUCACCUUCAAACAUACAGUACUAUAGAUAUAGGUCUUUUUCUUUAAUCUCUGAUCAACCAUAACUGUAAUAUGCUUACUAUGGAAGAGUUCUACACUGGUCAGACUUAUUUUGCAGGAACAUACUACAAGUUUCAAACCUCUAAUACAAAUUCAAUAUAAAAUAUAAACUUCCUUUUUAGUUGUGUUUUCUAUUAUGCCACUCUGUGCAAUGGCUACCUGUUGGGAGUCGCUGGUAUAUUGUCGGAAGCAGGAUUAGUCACUCUGCAAUGGUUGCCCUGCUUAUCUUCCAGCGUAGGGCUAUAUUUAUAAAGCUGCUUUUUAAAGACUCCGGGUUGGAGCUGAAAGCCACACUAACAUUCAGUGUAAAGCAUGCUGGGUUAUACACUGAGUGUUAGGGACGCUUUACAUUUUAGGCUCCGACCCCUCAAGAAGCACUGGCUUACAAAAGCCGCCGCUGCUUUUAAUAUAGCUCAUGGGUCAUCUGGAAUCUGAUCCAACUCAAUCAGAUAUUGGAUAUGAACAAGCCCUUACCCAAAAAUGGUGGACCGAUGGCCACACAGGCAAUGUGCAUGGUGUAACAGGUUAACCCCAGUGGAAAACUGCAGAUGGAAAUUAUUGCCUUUUCUGUCUAGACAGAGGGCACAAAUCAGUGUUCAGUUACUGUGCUGCAUUAAUCUACACACAGCAUUUAAGAAAAUGAGCUGCACAGCUAUCACGUAGCUGCUGAAAUCUCAGCCACUGUUUAACAACCAGGGUUGACUAAUUGUUGUUAACCUACUAAUCUAGCUGAGGUCCUAGUCCGUGGAGCCCCUCUGUUAGCCAGUCUUGUAUCACUUUUUGUAUAAUAUGUAUGCUUGAGCAUACAGUAUAUAUUAUUUCAGUAAAAAGUCCAAAAAUGAGGUAAGUUACUGGGUUCCGCUGACUGCUAUAACAUAUAUGGAUGGUAUCUGGGCGGUAUCCUGGGUUCCCCUGACUGCUAUAACAUAUAUGGGUGGUAUCUGGGCGGUAUCCUGGGUUCCUCUGAGUACUAUAACAUAUAUGGGUGGUAUCUGGGCGGUAUCCUGGGUUCCUCUGAGUACUAUAACAUAUAUGGAUGGUAUAUGGGCGGUAUCCUUUGUUCCUCUGAGUACUAGAACAUAUAUGGGCGGUAUCCUGGGCUCCUCUGAGUACUAUAACAUAUAUGGGUGGUAUCUGGGCGGUAUCCUGGGUUCCUCUGAGUACUAUAACAUAUAUGGGUGGUAUCUGGGCGGUAUCCUGGGUUCCUCUGAGUACUAUAACAUAUAUGGGCGGUAUCCUGGGUUCCUCUGAGUACUAGAACAUAUAUGGGCGGUAUCCUGGGUUCCUCUGAGUACUAUAACAUAUAUGGGCGGUAUCCUAUUAGUUGCAGUGAAUUACCGCAGCUAAUGGAUUUUCCCCAGGGGCUAUCCAAUUAGCCCUGUUAACCAGCACUUAUCAGGGAUUUUGCUUUUGCAUACCUCAGUCAUGUAAAGCAGAAUCCCUGAUAACCAGCCCCAGAAGACCCAUUUUGGGGUGGUAAGACAUGGGUCCACAUACUUAACACGGAUCCCAUGUGUUAUCGCCCGAUAACUGGUGAUUUACCACACAGUAAAAACUGGCUGUAAUUGGAUAAACCAAUAGUGUAAUCUUGCUUAAAAGCCCGUUAUUACCAUGCGGUAAGUCACCACAUGUAAUAGGAUACCGCCCUAUACCUUCAUAAAAUGACACUUAUUUUUAAAAGACCCUCACAAGAGAUUACACAUAUUUGAGUGUUGCUUUUGUGCAAAGUCUAGCCAUGGAUAUCGAACAGUUUUACAUAUUUUCAUUCCAUGUACAUUGCAGGGACGGGGCAGUUCACACAACAACCUGAACAAAUUAUAUCUGCGUCACUGAAGCUGCAAUUUCUAUCCUAAAACAACGUCUUUUAUAAAGAUUAAUCAUCUAACAGUUUCCCGUUCAUUCAAAUUCAGAAUUAAUCCUGUGGUGGAUAGUAAUGUGUGUUCUACUAAGUGCACCAGACUCUCAGGGGUAAAUUUAGUAAAGCUUGGUGGUGGUGUUGCCCAUAGCAACCAUUCAGAUUCUAUCGUUCCUCUAUUGCAUCCUUAAACAUGCAAUUUCAGAUUACUUACAGAGCAACACAACCUGCUGUAUAAUACAGACUUAUAUUUGCUGAAACUGACUAUAGUUCUUGAACUUAUUUCUAUAAUUAGAGACGUGUGACUGGGUAUUUACUGUAUGCUACUAUUAUAUCUUCAGUUAUUCAGGUGCCAAAUAUUCCCUGUAGCGUUUUGUUUUGCAGUGGGGAAAGUAUGAUGUAUAACCCUUUCAGACAUACCACCCGGGAAUUUCCCUGCUCAGUCCCGGGUCUUUCACCUCUGAAAAAUCCUGGGUUUUUGCUGGGACCCCCUUUCACACUACACCUGAGACCUGGGAAAUUCCCUCGUUGACCCCUUUCACACAGACACGUCUUACACAUGUCACACUCACACACACAACACCACAUUUCAAAUUCAUACACAUACAUACAUACAUACACACACACCACACUCACCACAACAGGCCGCCUCUCUGUUUUUAGGUUGCGCCGGCUGCUUCAAUUACUCACAGCAGCACGGACUGUGGCAGCCGGCGCACACUCCGGCUCCCUCCAGGCAGCCCCGCCCCUUCCACAAGUACACACGCCAAUCAGGUGCGACCUGGGAGCAAAUUCCUGGGUUGCACCUUUCAGACCUAAGCCAGGUUGUCUACGUCCCAGGAAAAACCUGCUCAUUGCAGGGUCGUCAACCCAGGAACGUGUUCCCGGGUGGGGAUUUUCAGACAUAACAAAAUCCCGUGUUGAUGCGCGUUCAUGUGCAAAAACCCGGGAUUUUGGAGGAUGUCUGAAAGGGGUAGUACACUGGAAUUUCCUUUCAUAAUCACAUGUAUGGUCAUCUGGUAAUAGUACUUCUAUAAACCAUCUUACAUUUAGGAUAGAGGUUUUAUUUAUUUAUUUAUUUAAAUUGUAUCAUACUGUACAUAUUGUAUUGGCUUUUUGAACAUAAUUUCUUUAGGGAAGAAUAAGAGAACAAUUUUUAGAGAUGUUGUGUUUCUGCGAGUUUGUACUAUUUUUUGGAACGUGUUUACUGGGGAAAGACCAUAACACAGGAAACAAAAUUUUAUGACUGACCCAUGUAAGAGUUAAAUGACUGAGUUUUCCACUUUUAUGAUUUCUGCAUCUGUGAAAUGGGUUUUUUGGGGGGGGUUUUUUUGGGGUGGUAACUGUAUGUAUGUAUAAAAUGUACAGUGUUUAAAGAAAUUAAAGUAUUUUAUAUUAA